CUACAGUGGGCAGAGAAGACUCUUGGCCAGGCAGAUGGCUUCUCGGUGGCAGGGCAUGCGGUCCUCUGUGCGCAGGAGAUCUCUCCGGAACCAGGAGCAGCUGGAAGACAGCAAGGCGCUUCAGUCUGUGGUCAGCCAUCAAGAAACUUCUACCCUGGGCUCCCUGUGCAGACAGUUCCAAAGGAGGCUGCCCCUGAGAGCUGUCAGCCUCAACCUCGGGGCAGGUCCCUCCUGGAAGCGCCUCGAAACCCCAGAGUCAGGACAGCAAGACGUCCAGGGUGCUGCUCGGUCAGCUAAGAGUGCUUUGGGUGCCAUGUCCCAGAGAAUCCAGGAGUCCUGCCAGAGUGGCACCAAGUGGCUGGUAGAAACCCAUGUGAAAGCCAGGAAGGGGAAGAGAGGGGCCCAGAAGGAUAAUAGCCUGCCAGCUCACAGCCUGACCCAGAAGAGCACCCGGCUGUCUAGAGCCACCCCUGUCCACUCAACCACAGAUUCCUGGGAGAGAGGGCAUCACUACCGGUCUAUCCAGAUGGGCCUGCGUACCCCCCAACUACGGCGGUCAAGGAGGGAGGCUGCCUUCCAGAGCCCCUAUUCCUCAACAGAGCCCCUCUGCUCUCCCAGUGAGCCUGAUGGUGACCUAGAGCCUGUGGGGGCAGGAAUUCAGCAUCUCCAGAAGCUGUCCCAAGAGCUAGACAAAGCCAUUAUGGCUGAAGACAGCAGUGAUAUGACCGUCUUUCUCAUUCAUGACUAAGGACAGUGCCCUGCAGG
Otolemur garnettii (small-eared galago) is the source of this 765-nucleotide messenger RNA. It is a transcript of the gene PIMREG, whose product is annotated as PICALM interacting mitotic regulator. The record is from RefSeq and is a predicted model, not a curated record. The transcript has 4 exons. Bases 35 to 748 code for a protein of 237 amino acids. NCBI's taxonomy places the organism in Eukaryota, Metazoa, Chordata, Mammalia, Primates, Galagidae.